This is a messenger RNA of Adineta ricciae, 1062 nucleotides long. The record is from the annotation of a GenBank genome assembly. NCBI's taxonomy places the organism in Eukaryota, Metazoa, Rotifera, Eurotatoria, Adinetida, Adinetidae.
AUGGAUUUGCCAUUAUCCAACGAAACUGAUUUGCAAUUUGAAGCUCAACAAAUCAAAUGGUAUGCAAUGACGUUCAUUCGAUGCUUCUGCUUAAUCAUGAUUCCAUUUGGUAUUAUCGGUCAUCUAUUAAGUAUCUUCGUUUUUACUCGUCGAACAUUGAGAACGAAUCCGUGUGUCAUGUACCUAUUUGCUGCGACUGUUUCUGGACUUCUUAGUUCGUGUUUUAUUCUCCCAAUGCGACUAAUCCAAGCGGGAUACAUCGACAUCGAUCCAACUCUUCAUUCACUCAUUGCAUGCAAAAUCAUCUGGUUUCUUCUGUACUCGAUCAGAUUGUUAGGUUUUUGGUUUAUUGUUUUAGCAUGUAUCGAUCGAUAUUUGUGUAGUUGUUCAUCGACAGACAAACGAGCAUGGAGCAGCACUCACGUGGCUUCUCGAGCUAUUCUCAUCACUACUAUUAUGUGUUUUCUUGCUUAUGUUCAUAUUCCUAUUCACUUUCGCUUUUAUAUCGAACCAGCAACACAAAAACGUGUUUGUCACAGUGCUGGUCCGUUGGGUAUCUAUCGGAAGAUCUUUUCGUUCUAUAAUUUGAUCAUCUUUGGUUUUCUUCCACCUUUUUGCAUGUUUAUAUUUGGAUUACUUACUCUGAGACAUGUUCACGAAAAAGAGACUUUCUAUAUGACGGCUCGCGUCAAUUCUGCAAAACUAAAAGCAAAAGUUUCAGAUCGGCAAUUAUGUCGCAUGUUAUUCACCCAAGUGUUUAUUUACGGCAUAACAGGACUAGUAUUCUGUGCGGCAUUUAUUCACAUAUCAAUGAAUAAAAGUUCACGGAAGACUAUUCUCGACAUUGCGUACGAAGAUUUGACUAUUACAAUUGUUGGAAUGCUAUCAAAUAUUGGUCCUUGCUCAAGUUUUUAUUUAUAUACAUUAUCGAGCCGGCUCUUUCGAAAAGAACUAAAGAAUCUUUUCUAUUCAAGUCACACACGUGCGAUGCAACUGAACGAUUGUUGUACAGAUACGAAUGAGUUAGAGUUAGUAACAGUCCUACAAUCAGAUUUAUGCUGA